This is a messenger RNA of Chlorocebus sabaeus (green monkey), 927 nucleotides long. NCBI's taxonomy places the organism in Eukaryota, Metazoa, Chordata, Mammalia, Primates, Cercopithecidae. The record is from RefSeq and is a predicted model, not a curated record.
UCCCAAAGUGCUGGGAUUACAGGCAUGAGCCACCACGCCCAGGCUCAUCUCUUUUUAAGAAUCGAAAUCAGACAUCACAUAUGUGCAUGAGUAGAAGUGAAUCAACGCAUUGAAAAAUGCUUAAUGCGAGACUAGCGAACAAUACAGUCAGGAUGGCUAAAGGUGACCCCAAGAAACCAAAGGGCAAGAUGUCUGCUUAUGCCUUCUUUGUGCAGACGUGCAGAGAAGAACAUAAGAAAAACCCAGAGGUCCCUGUCAAUUUUGCAGAAUUUUCCAAGAAGUGCUCUGAGAGGUGGAAGACAAUGUCCGGGAAAGAGAAAUCUAAAUUUGAUGAAAUGGCAAAGGCAGAUAAAGUGUGCUAUGAUCGGGAAAUGAAGGAUUAUGGACCAGCUAAGGGAGGCAAGAAGGAGGAGGAUCCUAAUGCUCCUAAAAGGCCACCGUCUGGAUUCUUCCUGUUCUGUUCAGAAUUCCACCCCAAGAUCAAAUCCACAAACCCCGGCAUCUCUAUUGGAGAUGUGGCAAAAAAGCUGGGUGAGAUGUGGAAUAAUUUAAAUGACAGUGAAAAGCAGCCUUACAUCACUAAGGCAGCAAAGCUGAAGGAGAAGUAUGAGAAGGAUGCUGCUGACUAUAAGUCGAAAGGAAAGUUUGAUGGUGCAAAGGGUCCUGCUAAAGUUGCCUGGAAAAAGGUUGAAGAGGAAGAUGAAGAAGAGGAGGAAGAAGAGAAGAAGGAGGAGGAGGAGGAUGAAUAAAGAAACUAUCUGUCCAAAAAAAAAAAAAGAAAAAUGCUUAAUGCCUAAUAUUUUCUGUGUCAGAAUAUAUUGUAAAAGUUAAAACAGCUAAAUGAAACCUGAAAGUUAAAGUAAUACCACUGCAAUAUUUGAUACUAACCCAGAUUUUUAAAAUGCCUUUUAAAAACCACAAAAGUUU